This is a messenger RNA of Paecilomyces variotii, 1194 nucleotides long. RefSeq names its product Metacaspase-1 precursor. NCBI's taxonomy places the organism in Eukaryota, Fungi, Ascomycota, Eurotiomycetes, Eurotiales, Thermoascaceae. Gene Ontology annotation, biological process: proteolysis. Bases 1 to 1194 code for a protein of 397 amino acids. The transcript is spliced from 6 exons. The record is from RefSeq and is a predicted model, not a curated record. Gene Ontology annotation, molecular function: cysteine-type endopeptidase activity.
AUGUCAUACUAUCCGCCUUAUGGUGGCCCACCGGGCUAUCCGCCACCGCAGCAGCAAUAUCCCCCUCCGCAGCAAAAUUAUGGCGGAUAUCCAGGUCAAGGCUACGGCCCAGGUGGUCACAGUCCUCCUCCCUACGGAGCCCCGCCGCCAAAUGGAGGCCAGAUGUAUAAUGGACCACCAGCGCCAUACCAGAACAACUAUACCCCCGGGCGCCAUGGCGGUCCUCCUCCGCCACCCUCACAGCCGGUCUCGUUUGGCAAUGGAGCACCGCAGGGUUAUAGUUUCCAAUAUUCAAACUGUACCGGCAAAAGGAAAGCGCUGCUGAUUGGAAUCAACUACUUUGGCCAGAAGGGACAGUUAAGAGGUUGUAUCAAUGAUGUGAAGAACAUGUCGGCAUAUCUGAACCAGAAUUUCGGUUAUGCCAGAGAAGACAUGGUCAUCCUCACUGACGACCAACAAAAUCCCAUGAGCCAACCGACAAAAGCAAAUAUACUACGGGCGAUGCACUGGCUGGUGAAGGAUGCAAGGCCGAAUGAUUCGCUAUUUUUCCAUUAUUCCGGCCAUGGUGGUCAGACGCCGGAUCUGGACGGCGACGAGGACGAUGGAUACGACGAAGUUAUCUACCCGGUGGACUUCAGGGUUGCUGGCCACAUUGUCGAUGAUGAAAUGCACCGGAUCAUGGUCCAGUCGCUUCAGCCUGGUGUCCGUCUCACAGCCAUUUUCGACUCUUGCCACUCGGGUUCUGCUCUGGAUCUACCUUACAUCUAUUCCACCCAGGGUGUCCUCAAGGAGCCCAACCUGGCCAAGGAAGCUGGUCAGGGAUUGCUCGGUGUCGUUUCCGCAUACGCUCGUGGAGAUAUGGGUGGCAUGGUCUCGACCGCUGUUGGUUUCCUCAAAAAGGCUACGAGGGGUGACGAGGCAUACGAGAAGACGAAGAUGACCAAGACGAGUCCGGCGGAUGUUGUCAUGUGGUCUGGCAGCAGAGACGACCAAACCAGCCAAGAUGCGAACAUCGCGGGCCAGGCCACCGGUGCCAUGUCGUGGGCCUUCAUCAAUGCUCUGAAGAAGAACCCUCAGCAGAGCUACGUGCAGCUGUUGAACAGCAUCCGAGACGAGUUGGCGACCAAGUACUCCCAAAAGCCCCAGCUGAGCAGUAGUCACCCUCUGGAUGUGAACCUCCUCUACGUGAUGUAA